Cajanus cajan (pigeon pea) is the source of this 1428-nucleotide messenger RNA. NCBI's taxonomy places the organism in Eukaryota, Viridiplantae, Streptophyta, Magnoliopsida, Fabales, Fabaceae. The record is from RefSeq and is a predicted model, not a curated record.
GAUUUCUAUUCUGAACCGCCAAUUCUUUCAAGUGUUCACUCACUCCACAGACGCCAUGAAACUCAACAAUCAUCCCCACCCCCACACCAAUGGCCACGCUCCUCCUUCCCAACCCCUUUGCCACUAAGCUCCCCGGCCCACGCUACUCUCACCCGCGGUUCACCUGCUCCUCCGUCACCGCCCAAUCGCGGUCCGCCAGGGAGCACCUCCUCGCCCUCAUCGCCGACCAGGACCGCGGCCUUCGCACCCAGAGCGACCCCGCGAAGCGCGCCGCAAUCGUGGAAACCAUCGACGCGAUGGCCGCCGCGCGCCGCGGAUCCGUCACCACCGGCGAUGCGCUGUCGGCCACGUGGCGGCUGCUGUGGACGACGGAGAAGGAGCAGCUCUUCAUCAUCGAGAAGGCUCCCUUGUUCGGAACCCGAGCCGGCGACGUGUUGCAGGUCAUAGAUGUUCGGGAAAGGACGCUCAACAACGUCAUCACUUUUCCUCCCGACGGCGUUUUCUUUGUUCGAUCCGGCAUUGAGGUCGCGUCGCCGCAGAGAGUCAAUUUCAGAUUUACUAGUGCGGUAUUACGCGGGAAGAACUGGGAAAUACCAUUGCCACCAUUUGGACAGGGUUGUGAUCAGAUGACAGUUAGAGAUCGACACAGCUGAGAUUGAGAAAGAUAGCAGGGGAUUGAGACAACUAAGAAUAAUGUGGCAGCUGGAGAUUGACACAAGUGAGAAUAUGGUGAGAGCCAUAGACGAUUGGGUUUUGUCUGGUACUGUUUGCAGCUGACAAAACAAGUGAAGGGAUAAUUGAGGUACUACGGGGACUAUCUUGCCAGUAAAGUUCACUGGUAAGCUAGCUGUAAAAGUCACUGGCAAUAGGUCACUUAAAAUACAUUGGUGAAUGUUAAGUGGAGAAUUCAUUGGCAGUUGCAGGUUGCCAGAAAAGUUCACUGCUAAAGUCACCGGUGAUUGAAGGUCGCUUUAAAUGAUUGCCAGCAGAGGCUGAUGAGAAAAGGUGAAACUAAAGUUGUUUGCAUCGUAGAAAUAAAUAUCAGGCACCAAUCAAAGAUGGUCCAUAUUUUGGGAUCUUGGCGGUGAAAUAGAUUUGGUCAAGGAGAUGGUUACUUAUUUAAUACCAUGUUAAAAUGAGAGUGAUAGGAUGGAAUAGCUCAAGUGAAAAGACUCUCGGCCUCACACAUACAAACAUAUAUAUGUAUGUAUACACUUGUACUUCAAGAUACAACUUACAAGGCUAAAAUUAAGUGAGUGCUAUUUCCUAGACACUAAUUCCUAAAAGAAAAGGAAGUUAUGUUACAGUCCCUUGUCUCUUGUUUUAUAUAUAUUCAUGUAUGAGUUUAGGGGUAAAAGGUAUGAACAAAGAUAUUGGAGUCUUGAGAAGUUUUAUUUUUGUGAUGCUGUCUGUGGUUGCAUCUUGUUC